Messenger RNA from Aspergillus saccharolyticus JOP 1030-1, 3072 nucleotides. RefSeq names its product WD40 repeat and Utp12 domain-containing protein. The record is from RefSeq and is a predicted model, not a curated record. Gene Ontology annotation, biological process: maturation of SSU-rRNA from tricistronic rRNA transcript (SSU-rRNA, 5.8S rRNA, LSU-rRNA). The coding region runs from base 174 to 2723 and encodes 849 amino acids. The transcript has 2 exons. Gene Ontology annotation, cellular component: nucleolus. Lineage: Eukaryota; Fungi; Ascomycota; Eurotiomycetes; Eurotiales; Aspergillaceae. Gene Ontology annotation, molecular function: protein binding.
CAGGUUCAGAAAGUCGGCGACGGUCGACCAGCACAACAGGUUUCCAGAGUUAAGAGAUUGUUGCUCGGUUUUGCCGUGGGGUUAGGCUCUUUAUACAAUCGCCGCUACAACUCCUGCGACACAAAUAUAUCUUGCGUCUAUCGCCUUGAUUUUACCCGCAGAGACCGUUGAAAAUGGCCAAGAAAGCGUCUCGCCCGGCCGCAACGAAAACUUCCUCCGCUGCGUCGCCCGCGAUGGUCGGAAUGACCCAGGUUGGGAAUCAGUCUUCAAUUCUGAAGGCAUCUUUCGCCCCAUCGGAGUACCAACUGGCACUUUUCGCGUCGGUAAUCCAGGGUCUCGGUGCUCAGCAUCUCCGCAUUCACGAUACGAAUACAGGACGGUUACAGUGCGAGCAUGUUUUAGGUCCCAAGGAGGUCGUCACAUCGCUUGACUGGGGUUACUUCAUCGGUCGUCAGAAGGACAAGGAUUUGUCGAAGAAGAAGAGAAAGAGGAAUUCUGAUAUCAAUGGUGAUGCCUUCGAUCAGGGCGAUGUUGUCGUCGCCUUCGGGACCAACACCUCCGAGAUCAAAAUGUACUCGCCUGUGGAGGAUAAGAUUGUUGGCACGCUUGCAGAUGCACAUGAGAAAGGAAUUCGGGAUUUCAAAUUCACUUCUAGUCGACCUGGCCAGGAGGGUUGGAGUAUCGGUGGAGAUAACAAACUCGUGCAGUGGGACCUCCGCACUGGACAGAAGACGAGAUCUAUUCAUCUACCCUCCACGUCGACAUACAACACGCUUUCGCGCCCUCUCCCUUUCAACCCCCAUGUCAUCUGUGCCUCUCAAACUCCGUACAUCGUUAGUGUGGAGAAGGACGAAUCUCCUGUGUCGUUUCCCGCCAUGCGCAACCCUAUCAGACAAAUUUUCACCUCGUCCACAGAAUCCGCGGCUACAGGCUUGUUCCUUACAUCCGAUAGUGAUCGUUACAUCAAUGUUUUCGAUAUCGAGAAUACAGGUCUUGCCAUGAAUCUCGUUGCUGAGCAGGGUGUGAGCUCCCUGGCUCUGUAUACUGGCGUUGAGAAAAACGGCGUUGCUCUGCCGGCAGAGAAGCAAGUGCUUGCCGCUGUGACUGAAGAUGGCACGAUUGAACUCUUCACGCGGCCAUUUGUUCUCCCCAUUGAACAGGCUUCAGCCAAGGGUGCUGCUAGCCUAAAGGCCAGAUCAAAGCAGAUUAUCAGAAGAGCAGAGGCAUCGAUCAAGGUCACCAUCUCUGCGACUUCCGAGGCCCUGGUUUCUGUUGUGGCAGCGGCAUUCCAAGGCCCCGAGUUAAUUCUUGUCUGGGCCGACGGAGGUGUCAUUCCCGUCUUUGAGCGGAUCCAAUGGCUCAAUGAAGAGACUGAUGAGGUGCUAUUCACCGGGACUAAAACCAUUCCUAGAACCAAGACUGGCGGAGUUCUGGGGUCAGUGGCCACGAACGGAAAGAAGAGCGCAAGGGACGUCGACGUCGACCAAACCAGGGUCACAGUCGAGCAAGGAAACAUGAUGGAAGAUGACGUUGAAAUGCAAGAUACCAAAGAAGAUGCUGUUUCCAUGGCCGAUAGUGGAGAAGAGUCCGACUCUGACGCCGACAAUGAAAAGCCCUCGAAGCAAUUGCACAAGAAGGAGGAAGAUGAUAGCGAUGUUGAGAUGGGCAAUGGGCAGGAGUCAGGCUCUGAGGAGGAAGAAGAUGAGACCGGCGAGCCAUCAUUUGGCGAGCUUGUGCGCGCUAACCAGGAAAUUGUUGACGUCGAAGCCGAGCUUGAAGACGACGUGCACAUGGGAUCUUUAAUACCCGGAAAGCCAAACGCCGCCGUGCAGCAGAUUCCUUCGGGUGUAUCAUUGUCCACCGUGCUCACCCAAUCUCUUAAGACCAACGAUACCGCUAUGCUCGAAUCAUGCUUUCAGACAAGCGAUCUUUCCAUCAUCCGCACCACCAUUCAGCGUCUUGAUUCGUCCCUGGCAGCCACUCUCCUCCAGAAGCUCGCCGAGCGUCUUUCCGGUCGUCCCGGCCGCUACGGACACCUGCUCGUGUGGGUGCAGUGGACCUGUGUCGCUCACGGUGGCGCCCUUGCUGGCAAGCCCGAGCUUCUGAAGCGCAUGUCGACCCUCUUCAAGGUCAUGGAGCAACGCGCUUCCAGCCUUCCUUCGCUGCUUCUGCUGAAGGGCAAGCUUGAUAUGUUGGAUGCUCAGCUCGGACUGAGACGGGCGAUGCACAAGGGCGAGGAGGCCAUGGACAGUGAGGACGAGGAGAACAUCAUCUACGUCGAGGGACAGGAGGACGAAUACGAUGACAGCGAUGCUGAGGCACAUAAGGACACUGUCACUCCUCGCACCAAGUCGAUACGCGACCAGACCUAUGACGAGGAAGAGUCGAUAAUGAACGGUGUGCACUACGGCGGAGACUCGUCUGAGGAUGAGGAAGAAGGUAGCGAGGAGGAGGAGGAUGAGGACGAGAACAUUCUCGAUGUUGAGGCGGAGGAGUCUGCUGGCUCCUCGGACGCGGAAGAGUCCCUUGAGGAAGAUGAGGACGAGGAUGACGAAGACGCCGCGAGCGUUGGCUCGAUGGCGGACUUCAUCGCAGACACGGAAGACGAGGACGAGUCUGAUGACGAGGUCACUUCUGCUCCUCAGCCUCCGCCUUCCAAGAAGGCCAGGCUGAGCGGUGGUGGCGGUGGACGAGGUAAGGGCAAGAAGGCAGGAAAAAGAUAGGCGAUAUAGAUCAAAUUUCUUUUCUUUUUCUUCUCCUCCCUCUGACCUUUAGAUUUUAUACCCCGCGUUCUUCUCAAUCACAGCAGCAGCAGCGACGUUGAUGUCUUUCUCCGGGAUGUUUCAUAAUGGCCUCCAACCCCAAAAGUGCAAAGCGCAGUUGUUUUGAGAGAGUAUGAGUAAAGAAUUAUUAUGUUUUUGCUUGAUUGAUCUAAUUGUGAGUUCGUACUAUUGUAUCUUCUUGAUCUGGGGUUCCCCCGAAUCUUCUGCAUCAUGUUGGAUUUAGGGAGUGGGAAAAUAAAGGGGGCGGAGAGGGGAAUGUGAUGCCUGAAUAUAUUGUAACAACCAUCCG